ACGUCUGGUCGGCGGGCUGUGUGUUGGCUGAGCUGUUGAUGGGUCAGCCGAUAUUCCCGGGCGACUCCGGUGUCGACCAAUUGGUUGAGAUAAUCAAAGUAUUGGGAACGCCGACGAAGGAACAGAUCCGGGAAAUGAACCGCAAUUACACUGAAUUCAAGUUUCCGCAGAUUAAAGCCCAUCCCUGGCAGAAGGUGUUUAGGACACGAACGCCGCCGGAGGCCAUAGAGUUGGUGUCGCGUCUGUUAGAGUACACGCCGUCGUCGCGGAUAACGCCACUGCAGGCCUGCGCCCACCCCUUCUUCAACGAGCUGCGAGAGCCGGGCACUCGACUGCCGAACAACAAAGACCUGCCCCUACUGUUCAACUUCACGGAACACGAACUCAAAAUACAGCCCUCACUCGAGUCCGUACUCAUACCGCCGCACCUGAGGGGCGUUGUGGCCGCCGGUGGGGCCAGCGGUGGUGUCGGUGUGGGUCCCGUAGCCUCAGCGUCGACCUCAUCGGCCGGCGGCCCGCAGUCAUCGGUCGCCGGCAUGUCGUGCGCGAUGUCGGCUGCGGUGCCCGGAGUGGUCGGCUGUGACCCGACCGGUCAGCAGGCAGUCUCGGCGGCGGUCGGAUCGGCCGGCGGUGCCGUCGGUUCGUCCGAUAUGUUACAGUCAAACGACGCCCAGACGAGUACCGGUGCCCAAGCGGUGGCCGCCUCUUCAUCACAACAA
Medioppia subpectinata is the source of this 719-nucleotide messenger RNA. NCBI's taxonomy places the organism in Eukaryota, Metazoa, Arthropoda, Arachnida, Sarcoptiformes, Oppiidae. The record is from the annotation of a GenBank genome assembly.